CAAUCUCCGGGACCUAGCACAUACUGGAAACCUCACGGGCCCUCGAUAAAGCCUCGAGCUGCCCGGCGGCGGGCUCGCAGGACGCUGCGGAACACGGGUGGGCGAUGGAGCCUUUCCUUUCGGAUCAGGUGGCGACAACCAAGGCUCAGCCGGUCCCAGGCAGCGCAGCGCCCUCGCCCUAAGCUCAUCCACCUUGGACCGUGCGGGAAGCAGGAACCCGAGCGCGGACACCGGCGGUCGCCGGAGAGGACGGCGGGCGGGGGACGGGACAGGAGGCAAAGCUCCGCCCGGUGACAGGCUUUCCUCUCCAGCCUCCCCGUUUCCCGCAGGCCCCCCCCCAGGCGUCUCCGGUUCCCCGCACGCCUUGGGGUGGAGCGGAAGUGACGCGACGCGCAGCGCGUGAUUGGCGGAAGCAGAAAUUGCUUUGCGGCCGGCACGGAAAUUGCUUUUCUUUCGGCUUCCGCUCCUGGUCCAUGUGAGAGAGAGACAGGGUACCGAGAUGAGCGCGGCCGGGGUUGCGGAAAGCCUUCUGGCUUUAAGCCAACAGGAAGAAUUAGAGGAUUUGCCCAAAGACUAUCCCUUGAGCCCCAGUGAAGAUGAGGAGGACAUUGAUGGAGAGAGAAAGCAUCAAAAGCUUCUGGAAGCAAUCAGUUCCCUUGAUGGAAACAAUAGGUGGAAAUUGGCUGAGAGAUCUGAGGCUAGUCUGAAGGUUUCAGAGUUCAAUGUCACUUCUGAAGGAUCAGGAGAAAAGCUAGUCCUUUCAGAUCUACUUGGGCCUGUUAAAACUUCAUCCUCAUUGGCUGCUGUGAAAAAGCAACUGAAUAGAGUCAAAUCAAAGAAGACUGUGGAGUUACCUCUUAACAAAGAAGAGGUUGAGCGGAUCCACAGAGAAGUGGCAUUCAAUAAAACCUCACAAGCCCUCUCCAAAUGGGAUCCCAUCAUUGUGAAGAACCGGCAAGCAGAGCAGCUGGUUUUUCCCCUGAAGAAAGAGCAGUCAGCCUUCGCUCCCAUCGAACAUGUGCUCAGCAGCUGGAAGGCAAGGACUCCCCUGGAGCAGGAAGUUUUUAACCUCCUCCAUAAGAACAAGCAGCCAGUGACAGAUCCUUUACUGACUCCUGUGGAAAAGGCCUCUCUCAAAGCCAUGAGCCUGGAAGAGGCUAAGAUGCGCCGAGCAGAGCUUCAGAGGGCCCGGGCCCUGCAGUCCUACUAUGAGGCCAGGGCUCGAAGAGAAAAGAAAAUCAAGAGCAAAAAGUAUCAUAAGGUUCUGAAGAAAGGAAAGGCCAAGAAAGCCCUAAAAGAGUUUGAGAAGCUGCAGAAGGAGAAUCCUACUGCAGCACUGGAAGAAUUGGAAAAAAUCGAAAAGGCCAGAAUGAUGGAGCGAAUGAGCCUUAAGCACCAGAACAGUGGGAAAUGGGCAAAGUCAAAGGCAAUUAUGGCCAAAUACGACCUGGAGGCUCGCCAGGCUAUGCAGGAACAAUUGGCCAGGAACAAAGAACUGACGCAGAAACUCCAGGCAGCCUCUGAGAGUGAGGAAGAGGAGGGAGAUGUGGAGGAAGAGGGUGAACUCCUUGUCCCUGAUGCAGUGAAUGAGAUCCAGAUGGAUGCAGAUGGACCGAACCCCUGGAUGCUCAGGAAUCACUCCAGCGGCACAAAAGAGGCCAGAAUCCAGGACCCUGAGCAACUUCCAGAGCCUGUGGCCCAUGAGACUCCUGAAAGUGAGGAAGAGGAAAGACCAGGGGCAGAGGAAGAAAUUUUGCUGAACGAAUUUGAGGAAAGGCGAUCACGUAGGAAAAAGGCUGAGCUCAACCAGGACACCGAGCCGGGGAGCAGACAAGAGCCAAAAGAUUCUAGCAGCCAGGAGGUGCUGUCCGAAUUGAGGGCACUGUCUCAGAAACUCAACAAGGAAAACCAGUCUGGGAAGCAGAAAGUGAGUUCAGCGAGGACAGUUCGGGUAGUCCAGAGAAAGGACCCUACUGAGGAAGAAGAGGAGCCCCUGUUGCUGCACAGGCCGGAGAGAGCACAGACUGUGGAAAAUCUAGAAGAGCUGGGCAAAGAGGGGUGUUUUCAAAAUAAGGAGGUUCCCAGGUCUGUGUUAGAAGGGCAGCAGCUGGAGAGGAACCCAAAUAAUCAUCCUGGUGCUCCCAAGGAAAAGAAAAAGAAGGAGCAAAUGAUUGAUCUACAGAACCUCCUAACCACGAAAUCUCCUUCUGUGAAGUCUUUGGCAGUGCCCAUGACAAUAGAGGAGCUGGAAGAUGAAGAGGAGAGAGAUCAAAAGCGGAUGAUAAAGGAAGCUUUUGCUGGAGAUGAUGUCAUCAGAGACUUCUUAAAAGAGAAGAGGGAAGCUGUGGAGGCGAGUAAGCCAAAGGACGUGGACCUGACUCUGCCUGGCUGGGGCGAGUGGGGUGGUGUGGGCCUGAAGCCCAGUGCCAAGAAAAGACGCCGGUUUCUCAUUAAAACCCCUGAGGGUCCUCCAAGAAAAGACAAGAAUUUGCCAAAUGUGAUUAUCAAUGAGAAGCGAAAUGUUCAUGCAGCAGCUCAUCAGGUGCGGGUGCUUCCAUAUCCAUUUACCCACCAUCAGCAAUUUGAAAGGACCAUCCAGACCCCUAUAGGAUCUACAUGGAACACCCAGAGGGCCUUCCAAAAGCUUACUAUGCCCAAAGUUGUCACCAAGCCAGGGCACAUCAUUAAGCCUAUAAAAGCAGAGGAUGUGGGCUACCGGUCUUCCUCAAGGUCGGACCUCUCUGUUGUACAGAGAAAUCCAAAACAACUCACUGUACGUCACAAAAAACAGCUGAAGAAAAACUCUAUAGAUUGAGUUCCUGGAGGAAUGAUGUCUUGGUGCCCAGAACUAGGAGCCCCAACUGCUCCUCCAUUAUCCCAGUUUUACUCCAAGCUGCAGGAUCAAUUCCAAGACUGGCUUAGCACACUGUGAGUGUAGUUGAGCUGUAUUUUAGAAAUAAAUGCAUUUUUAUCUAUUUAA
Acinonyx jubatus (cheetah) is the source of this 2980-nucleotide messenger RNA. It is a transcript of the gene UTP14A, whose product is annotated as UTP14A small subunit processome component. Gene Ontology annotation, biological process: rRNA processing. The record is from RefSeq and is a predicted model, not a curated record. Bases 500 to 2815 code for a protein of 771 amino acids. Gene Ontology annotation, cellular component: small-subunit processome; nucleolus. The transcript is spliced from 15 exons. NCBI's taxonomy places the organism in Eukaryota, Metazoa, Chordata, Mammalia, Carnivora, Felidae.